This is a messenger RNA of Zingiber officinale, 1732 nucleotides long. RefSeq lists its product as uncharacterized. Bases 584 to 1654 code for a protein of 356 amino acids. NCBI's taxonomy places the organism in Eukaryota, Viridiplantae, Streptophyta, Magnoliopsida, Zingiberales, Zingiberaceae. The record is from RefSeq and is a predicted model, not a curated record. The transcript is spliced from 9 exons.
ACUCUUCCCCUUUUUCUCUCCUAGGUAACACCCGCUCGUCAAGCGCCGCCUCUUCUUCCGCCAGACGCCUUUCUUCUUCCUCGUGCGACGCCGGCCAUCCCAAUCGCGGGCAGCCUCCUCCACCAGCCGUCCUACCUCCCGACGGAAGCCCUCUCCUCUUCUCUUUUUUCUUACCGUACCGUCGCAGCCGCCGUCGCCGAUCGAAAGUGGAGGACAGCGGCUGCUGACCUCCCCUUCCCUCUCCUUCUCCCUCCCAAUCUCCUUUCCUAUUCGCGCCCGUUCAUCCACGCGCACACGGCACCUUCUUCUCUCUUCUUCUUCUUCUAAAUCAGUAUAUCGAGGGUUUCCUCCACUCCGUAGCAGCGCAUCUUCGUCCCUUCGUGUACGUUAUGUAUUGAAUCAACAUGGCCGAGAUCUUUGAGUGCACUGCUCACAGUAUUGCGUUCACCAAUCUGGUUAUGAAUUAGUUCAGACCUUAGCAGUAACGAUUGGCAAUGUGGAAUUUAACUCGACAAUGAGUCUAUUAUUAUUAAUGCAAUAAGCAAUAGGCAUGAAUCUCCUUUUAUUCAACUUUUAAUGCUUUAUGUAUUCAUUUAUGCAAGGUUCGUUUGGAUUUGAUGCAAUGACAUUCAAUGGUUCAGAGGUCCAUACCAGGCUUCAGCAUCUCCUUGUUCAACUCCAAAUUGAGGCUGGAGUCCUUGAUCGAAUUGUCUACAGGAACAAGAACCAACAUCGACAUGGCUCUUACUUUCAAUAUCUCUUAAAGGUGAGAAGAGACUUGAAUCUUCUUCAUUCUACUGAGUUAGGGCGAAUACUGAAAAUGCUCUUUCCCAUUAUUGAUGGGAAAAAACCUGCUCGAAUGGCGAUUGUCCCCACACGUUUAAAGUCAAACGGCAUUGGCUCAAAUCACAAUUUGAAAAAUCGCCUAUUAGGAUGUGCACGUUUAUUAUCUCAGAUGACAGAACCAAUACUCAAGGCAGCAAUUCAGAUAUCCUUAUUGCUUGCUAAAUCAUUUUUCUCGGGAUUUUGUAUCACUGUAAUGGCUUUGCUUGCGCGUCUCAGGGUUCUUGUUCAGCAGAUGCUACAAGACGUGGUUAUGGUUUUCAACAAGGUUUCAUUUCUUACUACUGAAAAGCAAUCUAUAAAACUAUCUCAAGAUGGCGUAGAGGUUUACAGGGAAUUCCACCGUUCAGUACAUAAGAGGAUUGUUUUGGAAUGUGUUUGGAAAGGAGAUAAAUAUUUCUUGCUUGAGAGGACAGAAAAUAAGGAGGAUGAAACCAGAGAAGAAGAUAUACAAGCUACUCCAUCCUCCACUACAACUAUUCAUUACAGAACAUUAGAACUCUUUGAUGAAGAGGAAGAAACCUCAUGUCCACCGACAGAUGCAACUAAUUCGUCCCAAGCCCAAGUGGAUAAAUUUACUGCAACUACUGAGGCAGCAACAGGGAAUGUGCCUGUGGAACCCCAAACUCAAUCGAGAAGGAAGGUGGCCUUUGUUUCAGUGAAAAGACCUGCUGCUGCUGCUUCUAACUCAAACGAACCUGUCAAAAUUCCAAAACUUGACUUGGUUUCAAACAAUUCCCUAGAAACUGUCGAUCCAUUUUUAGAUCUACUCUUUUCUGGAAUAAACAGCUCUUGUGCUACAAACAAGUAAUCGUAUACCUUUGGUUGGACUACAAUUUGGGGCUUAAUGAAAGAGGGGAAAUGGAAGAAGCAACAAAUAUAUAUCUAA